AUGUCGGACCUCCCAGAUUACUACUCCAUCCUCGAAAUCGCGCCCAGCGCCACAGAAGAAGAAGUCAAGAGGGCGUACAAGAAGGCAGCCCUUAAGUGGCAUCCCGACCGCGUCUCAGUUGACUCUCCUGAACGACCGAAGCGCACGAAGCGCUUUCAAGCAAUCAACGAUGCAUACUAUACCCUCUCGGAUAAGACGCGCCGGCGCGACUAUGACGAAGCCCGCAAGUUCCACACGGGCAGUACCUUCACCUCCGACGACUCCGCGGACGAAGAAGUGCCCCGACCGCCUGGACAACAGGCCGGUGCCGGGUCCACGCCCUCGUGGUUCAACAUGUUCGGCUUCGGGCGCGGCGGCGGCGGUGGCGGAGACGGCCAGCACAGCCAAUUCGCCGAUCAACAGUUUGAGAGCGCGUUCGAGGAGAUGAUGCACGAGGAUGAUCUGGCGGACGAUAACCACGCGCCCACGAAGCGGUUCUGGACGAUCGUGGGGGGCAUUUCGGGUGGCGCGAUGGGGUUCAUCUUCGGUGACGUCGUGGGGAUGGUGCCCGGGGCUAUUGCGGGGAGCAAGGCCGGUGCUAUACGCGACGCCAAGGGCAAGUCGGUGUAUAAAGUGUUUCAAUCCCUUGAUCAGGGGCAGAAGGCAAGGAUUUUGAGUGAGCUGGCGGCGAAGCUGUUUAGUGGGGCGAUCAGUUGA
Molecule: messenger RNA, 696 nt
Organism: Cladophialophora yegresii CBS 114405
Lineage: Eukaryota; Fungi; Ascomycota; Eurotiomycetes; Chaetothyriales; Herpotrichiellaceae
Exons: 3
Coding region: 1-696 (231 amino acids)
Cellular component (GO): nucleus; cytoplasm
Molecular function (GO): protein-folding chaperone binding; protein folding chaperone
Source: RefSeq, a predicted model, not a curated record